UUGAAUAACGAUCGGCUUUCAAACGGUCUGCAAAUUUCGUUCGAUCUAGUUGUGUGUUGAUCCUGUUUGGUCCUGUGGCCGGUGAAUCCUUUGUCAUUGGUUUUUUUUUGCUUACCAUUGAACGUCCAUAACGUGUGCCUUUUUAUUUUGUUGGAUUUUAACUUUUUACGAGAUUGUCUAAUAUUUUGUUGAGGAUUUUGUUAUUUUUGAAUUGUGUGAACUUAUCGUAAAAGGAGAUCAUGAGUGCAGAGAAUUCUGGUGUUCCUAACAACCGGCUUUCAGCCUACAAACAUGGAGUCAAAAGUAAUACGGAACUCCGUCAAAAACGCCACGAGGUCACGGUGGAGCUGCGCAAAAACAAGAAAGAGGAUCAACUCUUCAAACGUCGCAACAUCCAUAGCGAGGAACCAACCGUCACGUCUCCAUUGCAAGAAAACAACGCCCAGAGCCCUAUCGCGCUGAAGUUCGAGGAAAUCAUCGCCUAUAUAAGCAGCAAUAAUCCGCAGAAAGAAUUCGCAGCCGUCCAAGCUGCUAGGAAGAUGUUAAGUCGAGAGAAGAAUCCACCGAUCGAUAAAAUGAUUGGCCUGGGACUCGUCCCCAUAUGUGUCAAGUUUCUGGAUAAGUUUGACAGGGUGGACUUGCAGUUUGAGGCAGCUUGGGCGCUGACAAAUAUUGCAUCUGGAACGUCCGAGCAGACCAAGGCCGUUAUUGAUGCUGGGGCAGUUCCUCGGUUCAUUGCGCUGUUGAGUUCUCCUUCGGGCAACGUUGCCGAACAAGCGGUUUGGGCUUUGGGUAAUAUUGCCGGUGAUGGCGCUAAAGCGCGUGAUAUUGUGCUGGAUUAUAACAGCGUUGAAGCAAUCAUUUAUCUGGUACAAAGCUCCAACACACAGAUAUCGUUCCUGCGCAAUAUCGUAUGGCUGAUGUCCAACUUAUGUCGAAACAAAAAUCCGCAACCGCCAUUCAGGCGAAUUCAGCCUAUGAUUCCGAUUAUUUCACAGUUGCUUGAACACGAGGACUCUCAGGUUUUGGCGGAUGCAUGCUGGGCACUAUCCUACGUAACGGACGAUGAGGCCGCCAGGAUUGAGUGUGUUGUCGCUUCUGGGGCCGUGCCACGACUAGUUCGUUUGUUGGGUUGCGAGAAUCCUGCGAUUAUCACGCCUGCCUUACGAAGUGUUGGCAAUAUUGUUACCGGAAACGAUACCCAAACCGAUGCAGUUAUCGAAGCUGGAGCUUUGGAGUACCUCGGUAAACUUUUGCGUAACAGCAAGAAUAGUAUUGUAAAGGAAGCCGCUUGGACAAUUUCCAAUAUCAGUGCUGGAAAUCAACAACAAAUCGGCAAAGUGUUCGACUCGGGUGUAAUUCACAUAUUAAUUGAAGUCCUAAUUAAGGGCGAUUUCAAGUCGCAAAAAGAAGCAGCCUGGGCGAUUACUAAUAUCACUACCGGUGGUUCGACGGAGCAGAUCGUUCAUCUGGUGGAAAAGUACCCAAUGAUGAAACCGUACUGCGAUCUACUGGAAGCGAAGGAUAGUCGAACAGUUCGGGUGGUGCUCAGCGGAAUUAGCAAUGUUUUCCAGAUGGCUGAUAAGAUCGGUGGUACGGAGAAUCUUUGCACGUUGUUUGAGGAGAUUGGAGCAUUGGACAAGCUUGAAGCGUUGCAGAAUCACGAAAACGAGGAAGUGUACAAAAAGGCACUACAACUGAUUGAAGCGUACUUUAUUGACUCGGAGGAUGCCAAUCCGGAGAACGCCCCGAAGGAAGUAAAUGGUGCACUCGAGUUUAACCCGAGCUCGCAACAGGAAGGUGAAAAGUUCUCGUUCUAGAAACGCUUCGCCUAAACGCCGCGCCUCGUAUAGCAAAAUUGAGAAUAAGACUGGAAGGACAACUGGAUUGAUCUUUCGGUGUCUCGCGAUAAUUGUCACUCAUCGUCAUUAUUGUCAUUCGUUCAUUACUGGUCUAGUUGUACAUGGUGCCUUUCCACAAAUUAUAUCUGCCAAGCUUCUGCUACAUUUAGUGAGGUGAUAAUUUAAUAUACAAUUUCGUUUGAAAACAGCGUUGA
Messenger RNA from Topomyia yanbarensis, 2056 nucleotides. RefSeq names its product importin subunit alpha (gene Pen). NCBI's taxonomy places the organism in Eukaryota, Metazoa, Arthropoda, Insecta, Diptera, Culicidae. Gene Ontology annotation, molecular function: protein binding; nuclear import signal receptor activity. The record is from RefSeq and is a predicted model, not a curated record. The transcript has 4 exons. The coding region runs from base 240 to 1820 and encodes 526 amino acids. Gene Ontology annotation, biological process: NLS-bearing protein import into nucleus. Gene Ontology annotation, cellular component: cytoplasm; nucleus.